CAAUCAUGGCAGGCAUCCUUCCUUGCGAGCCGUCGCGCAGGACACAGAGGAUGUUGUCUCACUCACCGAAGAGCGCCGUCCUCGCCAUGUUGAAAGUGGUAUACUCAAGGUGGAAGUCCACGUCUUUUUCCAGCCUCAUCAUCGGAUCGGAAACGAGUAUAGCUAGCUUUAUCUUGCGUCACAUAAUGCAUAAUUGGCCGAACAAAGAAGCGGCGAUGAUACUGGGCAAUGUAGCUCGUGCACUGGGUCCCAAGUCCAAAAUACUCAUCAUCGACAUAGUAGCCAUCCCGAACGCAGAUUCAACUGCUAGAACGAGCGCCAAAUUAUUCUUACUGGACAGCCAUGCUAAACGCCUCGACUAUAGUAUUCCAUUGCACUUUGGUUCAGCGUCUGAACUUAGCAAGCGCUUUCUCGGUGCACAUGCUGACGACGAUGAACGGUUGCGAGAGGUCUUUGGUGCGUGUCAAACACAGUUUGACCAUGCCCCGCCCACUGGUGAUUGA
Molecule: messenger RNA, 503 nt
Organism: Suillus subaureus
Lineage: Eukaryota; Fungi; Basidiomycota; Agaricomycetes; Boletales; Suillaceae
Exons: 4
Coding region: 6-503 (165 amino acids)
Source: RefSeq, a predicted model, not a curated record